Messenger RNA from Ruditapes philippinarum (Manila clam), 501 nucleotides. Its product is annotated as putative nuclease HARBI1. The transcript has a single exon. Bases 1 to 501 code for a protein of 166 amino acids. Lineage: Eukaryota; Metazoa; Mollusca; Bivalvia; Venerida; Veneridae. The record is from RefSeq and is a predicted model, not a curated record.
AUGGCUGAAUUUGGAGAUUUGACAAAUCAGGAAGUGAUCAGCAGAUACCGGUUAGACAAGGAUGGCAUUAUGUUUCUUACUGAACUGCUUAGAGAAGAUCUGCAGCCAAAAACCCUGAAGAAAAAUGCCAUCACACCUUUGCAGAAAGUAAAAAUUGCUUUAAGAUACUUUGCAUCUGGAGAGAUUCAAUUGAAUGAUGGAGACAUACAUGUCAUAUCACAGCCAUCAGUGACAAGAUGUAUCUCACAAGUAAUACAUGCAUUGAGUAGACCUCAUAUUGUACAAAGAUACAUAAAAUUUCCCAAAACACAACAAGAAUUACAAGAUUUUGAAAGGGAAUUUUAUGGGACAGCCAGCUUUCCCAAUGUGUUUGGUGUUAUCGAUGGCACUCACGUGCAACUUCAAGCACCAACAGAGAUUGAAGAGGUGUAUGUUAACAGAAUGAAUUAUCAUAGCAUCAAUACUCAGGUACAAUUACUUAGUUCUACCAAGAUUGUUUAA